AGAGUAAAAAACAAGCAUCCAAGUCAAAAACCUUAAUAAAAAAAUAUGACGGUGAAGGAAAAACUUAAAAUUUAAAAACAUCGAAUGAAACGAAAAUAAAUUAAGCUUUUCUAUCUAUUAUAAUUAUUUGAUGUUUACAAUAAAUGUUCAAUUAAGUUCCCUAUAAUAACAUUAUAAUUAGAGCUUCAAAUAGUUUAAUAUAAAAAAAAAUUAUUAUAAAAUGCCGCGAGGAAGAACAAAAGCAAGUGGCUCAACAAUACAACAUAAUCUUGAGUUAAAUAUUAAAAAUCGAGCCGACAGCAAUGUAACGAAUUCUGAUAAACGUGUAAAACAAGAACCAUUAGAUAUCGAUGAACAAAGUACAAUUAAAUUGGAUUUCAAUAAAUUCAAAUUUAAAAAAAAACAGACAGUUAAAAUUGAGUUUGAAGAUACAACAAUCGAAAAUACGGUUAUAAGGUAUCAAACGCUAAUUUCUCUUAUGUUGUCAAGUCAAACAAAGGAUCAGGUGACUUUUGCUGCUAUGAAAAGACUAAAAGAGAGAGGUUUAACAGUAGAUAAUGUUCUUGACAUGAGUGAUGAUGAGUUAGGCAAAUUAAUUUACCCUGUGGGCUUUUGGAAAGUAAGUUUCUACUGUUUAAGUAUGUAAAACUGCUAAUAAUUUAUAAUACUCAUACUUUAGUGAUAACUGCAUUCUCUAAUGGUCAGGGAACUAGAGUAUUAUACUUUGAUUUCAGAGCUUGAAACCGCCAGAGAUAAUAUUUAUGCAUGUUAAGCAUAGUUUGUUUUUAGGUUUGCAUUGUGAUCGUUGCCGUAUCAUUGAUCUGUACUGACGCUGUAUUUCUUUACCCUCAACUUUAUUGAUAAAACUUAAAUGUUGACUUAAGUUUAAUUGGCAGUUUACUAGAUUAGUAUGAGUGUGCACCUCUGUGUUUUUGAUUACAUCUGUUUGCAAUUCCACUACUAAAAAUCAACCUCCCCAAAGUAAUGCCACAAAACACGUUCCACGGCGCGGCUUACACUUUUCCAGUAUGCGGCUGCCGCUCUAGUUUACUGAACCCUUGGACUAUGUCAGAUAUUCUGUUUCUACUGCAGAUAUCUUCAUUAUAUAAGUAUUGGUAUACACUACAAUAUACAAUAGGUUAUUUGGACUUAUUGGUUAAUAUUUGCACACCACCAAUAUGUAGAACGAAUUAUACUCAAACACCACUGUACAAGCAUAUUCUUGUAAAGAAAGAUUACUACUAUUGUUAUGUAUUAUGUCACAUAAAACUCUGAGCAUAGCCAUCUUCACUGCUUGCUAAUAGAUCCAUAACUUCUUGAUACAACCAGCAGUGAAGGAUCCUGUCUUAGAUUUAUGUCAUCACUGGCUACAUACACUUGCUGUGUACUCUCUUAUUUUCCAAUUUUGAGGAAUAUGUACCUAAUAUUAGGCUUGUCUAUUCUUUAUCAGCCCAUAAAAACCAUGGAUCUCUCCUGUCUUAGGAAGGAUUUAUCUUAAUUUACCAUGCCAUGACAGUCAUAGUAUCAGAUUUUGUACAUUUGUUGCUGAUUCCCAUUGCCAGUAUGUGUAAUUUAGCCUGGCGCCUUAAGAUUUUUAUCUCAUAGUAACUUCUUACAACAUUCAAGGGAGAUAACGGGCUAAUAGAUUCACUAACUCCACCACCACCAGGCAUAUGCUUGUAGUACUGUUCCCCUUAUGUAGUUGAUAGAUCAAUAUUCUCAUACUUUAGGAAAUUGUACAUAAUUGAGUCAAAUUUUUAUAGACCAAAGUGAAAUACAUUAAGAAAACAACACAAACUUUAAAGGAUCAGUAUGAUGGUGACAUACCAGACUCAGUUGAUAAACUUUGUAAACUUACGGGAGUUGGACCAAAAAUGGCACACAUUUGUAUGAAAGUAGCUUGGAACAAAGUGACAGGAAUCGGUUAGUAAGUCAUUUGAUGUGUCAUGUUUACUUACAAUAAUACAUAAUCAACCUUAAGAAAAUAGCCAAAUGAAAUCGUAAAUUUCUAUCCAUCACUUAAUAUGACAUUUAAUAUUCAUGAUAUAAUAUGAUACUUUUAUUUACUGGUGACUUUAUUUUAUUUUACUUCUUACUCUUGGUAUACAGGGUUAUUUUUCAGUGGCCAAAUUUUAAACUUAAGUUCAAAUAUAUAAAUAAUGAUAUACCAUUCUUGCAGUUUUUGACAAUACGAGUAAAUAAGGCUUCUAAUUUUAUUUGGAAUUGUCCCAAACUGAAUGUGAUUUAUGGGCAACAACUUUUUUGCCUACUGAUCGACUCUUGCUUAAUGUGUGCGUGUGCAGUAAAAUCAGUUAAAAUAAUGCAUCACCACAAAUUUUGAAUUUAAAUGUCAUAAAGGACAGAAUGUGAGAUUUUUUUUAUUAAUUUUUCUUAACCAUUUGCCUAUAUUACUUAUUCUGAACCUUCUCUGCAAAUUUGACCAGUGAUUGCAAAAUAACCCUGUAUAAAAUUUGAGUAUGCAACAACUCGGUUCUGAUUGAUUAAACCUUGUUACUAAUGCCACUAAUGUCAUUUGAAAUCCCUAUCUAUUGCUUUUUGAACGGGGCUUUUACCAAUUUUUUUUAAAUAACUUUUAUUUUUAGGUGUUGAUACUCAUGUUCAUAGAAUUAGUAACAGAAUUGGUUGGGUAAAAAAACCUACAGCUACACCAGAAGAUACACGUAAGGCUCUGGAGUCAUGGCUUCCUUUUGAAUUAUGGAGUGAAGUGAAUCACCUCAUGGUUGGGUUUGGUCAAACUAUUUGCUUACCAUUAGGGCCUUUAUGUAAUAAUUGUCUUAAUAAGGACAUUUGUCCAUCCAGUGGAAAAUUAAACAGGUCACCAAGUAAAAAGUCACCAAUUAAGAAAAGCUGUCAAGAAGAUGUGAAAAGUGAUGUAACAAAAUUAAAUCUUCAAUUAAAAGAGGAACCAGUGCAGUCUCCAGAUAAUGUGAAAAGUGAAAGCUUAGGUGUAAGUUCUUCCCUAGUAAAUAAGGUUCAAACUAAUGUACAAAUUGAAAAUGAAAGUGCAUCUCAAAAUAUUUUACAAUUGUCUAAAUCCAACAACCAAACCUGUCAUAAUGAUGUUGGAUUGGAAAAUGUAGUACAAUUAAGAAGGAAGUCACCUAGAAAUAAAAAUAAUACUAAUGAAACUAAUAUGCACAAAGCAGCACAUUGUAAGAUUCACUUAGAAGCAAAAAAGAAAAAAUCUUCCAUUACUUAGUGUCUUGUCUUAUAUUUACAUACAAAAUUGGGUGUUCUCAAAGAAACACAGGGCCUUCAAUUCUUGAUGUUGGGGCAUGCUUGCACUUGACAUGAGUAGUAGUUACUUUCUUAAAAUAUUGAAUUAUUUUUAUAAUUAAUUUAAAUGAUUUAAGACACUUACAGGAUUAUGUUUGUAAAUUGGGAUUGUUUGUAAAUUGGGAUUGUUUGUAAAAUUUAUAAUAAUAUUUUGUAACUGUUUUCUCUCCAUCUUUUUCUUUGAAAAUAAUUCCCCCUCUACAUCGCACACAAACAAACUAAUAAACAUUGUAUUUUGAACAUGUUUCUCAUUUUUUAAAUCUUUGUAAUAAAUAAUAAAAAUUUGUGUAAAAAUUU
Molecule: messenger RNA, 3594 nt
Organism: Parnassius mnemosyne (clouded apollo)
Lineage: Eukaryota; Metazoa; Arthropoda; Insecta; Lepidoptera; Papilionidae
Source: the annotation of a GenBank genome assembly